AUGGUCAGUGCCUACGCAAGCUUCAGCACUCUGACUGGCAUCCUGUCCAGACAUAGAAACACAAGUUCCCAUUCAUUGCAUUCUGAGUUUUCUUUUGUUUUGGUUGCAGUGGUUGAAAAGUAUGAUUAUGUGUUUCCAGAAAAUGGCUUGGUGGCGUACAAAGAUGGGAAAUUCUUGUGUAAACAGAGUAUCCAAGGUCACUUGGGUGAGGCCCUAAUCCAAGACUUAAUCAACUACUGUCUCAGCUACAUUGCAAAAAUUCAGCUCCCAAAGAAGAGGGGCACUUUCAUCGAAUUCCGGAACGGGAUGUUAAAUGUGUCUCCUAUUGGACGAAGCUGCAGCCAAGAGGAACGCAUUGAAUUCUACGAGCUCGAUAAAAAAGAAAACAUACGACAGAAAUUUGUAGCAGAUCUGCAGAAAGAGUUCGCAGGAAAAGGCCUCACGUUUUCCAUAGGAGGCCAGAUCAGCAUCGAUGUCUUUCCUCAUGGAUGGGACAAGAGGUACUGCCUGGGACACGUGGAAAAGGACGGCUAUAAGACCAUUUAUUUCUUUGGAGACAAAACCAUGCCAGUGAGUAUGGAAGUGUUUUUGCGGUUUCAUUGUUUGGUUUGGGCUUGAAGGGAGGAAAUGGACAAAUGGGCGUUUUCCCUUCACCCACACAUUCCCCAGCCCAGCUCAAACUGAGGGAUGCUUCUGUCCUCCGGAAGGGUGUGAUUAGGGUGGUUAAGGCCCCCUCCCCUCCCUGCUCCGACACCUGACACCUCAGUGGAGGUAAGAAUCCAGUGAGCCUUCACUUUGGCUUUUGAAUUAAAUAUUGCCCUCCUCCAGUGCCUUCCAGAACACCUGACCCAGGGCUGCUGUC
Molecule: messenger RNA, 862 nt
Organism: Myotis lucifugus (little brown bat)
Lineage: Eukaryota; Metazoa; Chordata; Mammalia; Chiroptera; Vespertilionidae
Product: phosphomannomutase 2-like
Exons: 6
Coding region: 1-618 (205 amino acids)
Biological process (GO): protein N-linked glycosylation; GDP-mannose biosynthetic process; mannose metabolic process
Cellular component (GO): cytosol
Molecular function (GO): phosphomannomutase activity
Source: RefSeq, a predicted model, not a curated record